This is a messenger RNA of Lactuca saligna, 1329 nucleotides long. The record is from the annotation of a GenBank genome assembly. Lineage: Eukaryota; Viridiplantae; Streptophyta; Magnoliopsida; Asterales; Asteraceae.
AUGGCGGCAUCACUGUUCACCUUCUCCUCCACUUCAAGAAGAGUCAUCCCAGCUCCAAACUCUCCUCCUCUUUCCAUAUACAUCAAAGCCACAAAUGUUGUUUUCAACCCUGAUAUACUAGAUGUUCAUCGCGGUCUUGGACUUGAUGAUUUUGUCAAUUUCUUAGUCUUUUUCCGACUUCGAUACGCAAUUAGUGAGGUUCCAUCAGAGUUCUUUCCCAAACAAGUAUGUGAGUUCUACUACACUGCAACGGUUAAUGAUGAAAACAACGUCAUCUCCCGGACUAUUGGGCGUGGCCGACACUCCGUUUUUAUCACCGCUGAUUUCCUCAGUGUUGCGCUCAGGUUACCAAUAUUUGAACCAUUCUCUGAGAUUCCACCUACUGAACGUUGUCGACGCCUCUUUGAUCAACUGGGCUAUGAUCACUCAAAGGCUGGUGCUCGAUCAGCUCUCAUUCUGCAUCAAUGUAUGACUCCAGGAUGGAAGUUCUUCACCGGGGUUCUGUGCAAAUGUGUGGGCCACAAAUCUCGCAGUGGUGAUCAACUGAGUACUUAUGAGCAACAAGUUGUCUAUUCUCUUCUUCUCAACAAACGUCUUGAUUAUGGGGCUUUCUUCUUUGAUCAGCUUGUCCAACUUCUUCGGGCCAAUGUACGCGCUGAUCAUGUCCCCUUUCCACGUUGGAUUGCUCUUGUCCUAGAUAAAUUUUUCGCUGAAGCCUACUACUCCCACUCUGGAAACCCCAUCCAAUGCCCACGCAUGUCAGUACGAAUGUAUCAGGAUGAUCCAAUGAAAAAUGACAUCAGCAUCUCUGAUCGAAUGAGAGAAUGGAUCGCAAAUCCAUAUACUGUUCCUUCACUAACCGCUGAUACUGAUGAAGGAGCUGAUGGUAACAACGAAAAUCAUGCUGAUCAACAAGCUGAAACGCAGGAUGGUGGUCAUCUCUCCCCUCAACUUUCUCAUCAUACUCUUUCUGACACUGAAAGGGUUCUCUCAGCUCAAGGGGAGCAGCCAUCCCAGGGGGAGCAACCUUCUCAGGGGGAGCAACAUCGCUCACAAGAAGUUCCAGGUACUCAGUUAAUUCAUAUUCCGGCCUCAGCUUUUAAUGAGCUUCUUACACUGACUCGGGACAUGAGUCAGCAUCUUCUACGAAUUGAGGUUGAUGUCCACCAACUGAAGGGAGUUCUUUUUCCAACUCCUUCCCCUGGACCCCAACAUGAUGAUGAUCAAAAAGGGGGAGAAACUGACUCAGUUGAGCUUGGAUCUGAAGAUAACAUUCUAAACCAGACCGAGCCACCACAGCCUGUGCACGAGUCUGAUAAAAUAGCAUAA